Molecule: messenger RNA, 423 nt
Organism: Acaulospora morrowiae
Lineage: Eukaryota; Fungi; Glomeromycota; Glomeromycetes; Diversisporales; Acaulosporaceae
Source: the annotation of a GenBank genome assembly
UUGAAGUUAUUUAUCUGAGCGGGAAUAAAGAACAUUUUGACCUUGUUACUGCCAAGAGAGGUAAACAGUCGGGGAAAGAUUAUUUGGUAUUAAGAGUUGCAGAUUUGAUUAAGAUGGCAUUUAUCGCCUCAACCGCUGUUGUGGGAGAAAUGAGAUUGGAGGGGUUAACUGUAUUAAGAGAUGUAAUUGAGAAAUUCGCGGCCACUCCCGAUCCUGACUUCGAAGAAGCUGCACUUUUAGAGCAAUAUCAGGCACAAAUUGGUGCUGCCUUGACUCCGGCUUUUACUGCCGAAUCAUCACCGGAGAUUCUUUCAGCCGCUGUAAGAGUCUGCGCCGUGUUUGUUGGAAGUGGGAUUGUCAAGGAAUUAUAUCGAAUGGGCCGCAUAUUAAAACUUUUAACUACUGCUCUGGAAAAUUGUCGAG